AUGUCUUCAUUACCGCUUCAAGACUAUCUCACGAACCUGCUCAAGGAACAGAAUGUUAUCGUAUCUUUGUUGGAAGUUCAAAUUGUGAACGACAAUUCACGAGUAUCGAAGAAAUGCUAUCAAAGGUUCACCGAAACCCACCAGCAGCGGUCUUGUCCAUCCACGACGAGUAAGAAUUUCAAGAUGUCCCGGUGGUCCUCCAGUCCCUUGGAAAGAGUCCGUUCUACGGGAUGGGUGGAAGGCCUCGCCAACAAUUCUAAUUCAACCACCACCGUGGCACAACGGCUUCUGAAAAGCGACAAGUGGAGUGCUACAAAUGUUACAAGAAAGAGUAACCCAAAGUCAAGGGCUGCGGGGCAUCCUACACCAUUGCCCUCCUCCCUGAAACUUCCACGAAGACCCGCGCCCGCAGCUCUCAUGGUCCACCACCACGACAAAGAUGUACCUACUGAACAACCGUCGCUUCGUAGGUGCACUUCUUUGGAUACGCCGAUGAUGCUUCCUGUUCGAAUGAGUUCCUUCACCUCAAAAUCGAAGAGCUAUAAGACACUAUUGACGCUGUUAGCAUUAACAGGAGUGCAACGUCUUGUUGUUGUUGUUGUGCAAAUGAGCGAUUUGAAUAGGGCCAGCACUUAA
This is a messenger RNA of Cylindrotheca closterium, 636 nucleotides long. The record is from the annotation of a GenBank genome assembly. Lineage: Eukaryota; Bacillariophyta; Bacillariophyceae; Bacillariales; Bacillariaceae.